Molecule: messenger RNA, 909 nt
Organism: Ostreobium quekettii
Lineage: Eukaryota; Viridiplantae; Chlorophyta; Ulvophyceae; Bryopsidales; Ostreobiaceae
Source: the annotation of a GenBank genome assembly
AUGAGUGGCGAUGAAGCGCACACAUGUGCAGGCCAGAUCAGCAUGGUGCCCUGCUGCCGCGGCGGGCCCAGCGCACAGCCCAGGCACACCGCUGAAUCGCCGAACUGCCCAACUGGCUCCUGCGAAGGGGCUGCGCAGGCCGAAAACGUGGCUGAAUCCCGCAAGACGAUGCAGAUCCUGCCGAUCGAGGUGAUGGCAAGGGAGGACGUCGGGCGAAGGAUCGGUGGAGGUCUGUUGAACCUGGAUAGGCCUGUCAUCCUGUCAGAGGGAUGCUGUCAGGAAUGGGGAAUCAUGCUCUGGAAACCAGAGGUCCUUGCAGACCAGUAUGGUGAAGUAAAGGUUGAAGUGAGGCUGGCGAAUAAGCAGGAAGUGCAACCCCCUUGGGAAGGGGACUGCAGAUAUCAGAUGUGCACAUUCAGCCAGUUUGCAGAAUGGCUGAAAACAGGGAAUCAAGGUGGUGGACAUGGGAGCCCACAGGUCGACAGUGAACAUCCCUUAGCUGGAUUCAAGUUUGCUGAUUGGUGGGCCUACGCAGACUACAAAUAUUUCCCUCAGAUGUUUCCCAACCCUGAAGACCCAGCUUAUACUUCUGUGGACUGGGCGUCGCUUGGAUUGCCUGUUGGGCCUGAGGAGACCGUGUUUUGGAUGGGCACAGGGGGUGCGUCCACUCCAUUGCACUUUGACACCUAUGGCCAGAACGCCAUUUUACAGUUCCUGUCGCCACAGCAGAGGCGACCACUUUCUUCAACAAUGAGCAGUUUCCUCUUGCAACUGUACUGCUACAGGGCGCGUUGGGCAUGGUGUAGGUAUAUGGCAAAAAGCAAUGGACGCUUUUGCCGCCAGAGGCGAGUCGUGUGCUGCAGCCCUCAAGGAUCCCAUUUGAGGAGUCGUCAGUGUAUUCACAGGUAG